This is a messenger RNA of Ahaetulla prasina, 5034 nucleotides long. It is a transcript of the gene DLG4, whose product is annotated as discs large MAGUK scaffold protein 4. The record is from RefSeq and is a predicted model, not a curated record. Gene Ontology annotation, molecular function: kinase binding. Lineage: Eukaryota; Metazoa; Chordata; Lepidosauria; Squamata; Colubridae. Bases 65 to 2398 code for a protein of 777 amino acids. The transcript has 22 exons. Gene Ontology annotation, cellular component: neuron projection; neuromuscular junction; postsynaptic density membrane. Gene Ontology annotation, biological process: chemical synaptic transmission; postsynaptic neurotransmitter receptor diffusion trapping; AMPA glutamate receptor clustering.
CGCGGCCAUCUUGCAGCUCCUGAAGCAACCAACCACAGCGUUGAACCCGGAUUCCCAGCCCAAGAUGGAGAGGCUGCUGGGGAUCUUCCAGAGCGAACUCUUCCAGGCCCUUUUGGAUAUCCAGGAGUUUUAUGAAGUCACCGUGACCGCGAGCUCUCUGCCAAAGAAAUAUCGCUACCAAGAUGAAGACAGCCCCCCGCUGGAGCACAGCCCCGCCCACCUCCCCAACCAGGUAAAGGCCCCCGAGCUGGUCCACGUGGCGGAGAAGAACCUAUCCCAGAUCGAGAGCGUCCACGGCUACGUGUCUCACUCGCACAUCUCCCCCAUCAAGGCCAAUUCUCCACCCGUCAUUGUCAACACCGACACUUUAGAAGCACCAGCUUAUGUAAAUGGAACCGAAGGCGAGAUGGAAUAUGAAGAGAUCACUCUAGAGAGGGGCAACUCCGGGCUGGGCUUCAGCAUCGCCGGGGGCACCGACAAUCCUCACAUUGGGGACGACCCCAGUAUCUUCAUCACCAAAAUCAUUCCCGGAGGGGCAGCCGCUCAAGAUGGCCGAUUACGAGUGAACGACAGCAUCCUCUUUGUCAACGAUGUGGACGUACGAGAGGUGACCCACAGUACGGCGGUGGAGGCGCUGAAGGAGGCCGGCUCCAUUGUGCGGCUCUACGUCAUGCGCAGGAAACCGCUGGCGGAGAAGGUGAUCGAGAUUAAGCUGAUCAAAGGCCCUAAAGGGCUGGGCUUCAGCAUUGCGGGAGGGGUUGGCAACCAACACAUUCCGGGGGACAACAGCAUCUACGUCACCAAAAUCAUUGAGGGCGGGGCAGCCCACAAGGACGGGCGGCUGCAGAUCGGGGACAAAAUCCUAGCGGUAAACAAUGUGAGUCUGGAGGACGUCAUGCACGAAGAUGCGGUGGCAGCUCUGAAGAACACCUUUGAUGUUGUGUACCUGAAGGUGGCCAAGCCCACCACCCUCGACUUGAACGACUCGUAUGCCCCCCCUGACCUCACUUCCUCUUACUCCCAUCACCUAGACAACGAAAUCGGUCAAAGUUACCUGGGUACCGACUACCCGCAAGCCAUGACCCCCACCUCUCCUCGGAGGUACUCCCCCAUCCCGAAGGAACUGAUGGGGGAGGAAGAUAUUCCCAGGGAACCGCGUCGCAUCGUGAUCCACCGUGGAUCAACAGGGCUGGGGUUCAACAUUGUGGGCGGCGAAGACGGCGAAGGCAUUUUCAUCUCCUUCAUCCUGGCCGGGGGACCAGCUGACCUCAGCGGGGAACUUCGGAAAGGGGACCAGAUCCUCUCAGUCAACGGCGUGGACCUCAGGAACGCUACCCACGAACAAGCCGCCAUCGCUCUGAAAAACGCCGGCCAGACAGUCACCAUUAUUGCCCAGUAUAAGCCAGAUGAAUACAGCCGCUUUGAGGCCAAGAUCCACGAUCUCCGGGAACAGCUGAUGAACAGCAGUCUGGGUUCAGGAACCGCGUCGCUUCGGAGUAACCCCAAGAGGGGCUUCUACAUCCGGGCUCUCUUUGACUAUGAUAAGACCAAGGAUUGUGGCUUCUUGAGCCAAGCUCUGAGUUUCCAUUUUGGCGACGUCCUCCACGUCAUCGACGCUUCCGACGAGGAAUGGUGGCAGGCGCGGCGCGUCCAUCCGGAUGGCGACAGUGACGAGCUUGGCUUCAUCCCCAGCAAGAGGCGGGUCGAGCGACGGGAGUGGACGCGGUUAAAAGCAAAGGAUCGGGGCCCUGGAUCAGGCUCUCAAGGUCGAGAAGACGCCGUGUUGAGCUACGAAACUGUUGUGCAAAUGGAAGUUCAUUAUGCACGUCCGAUCAUUAUUUUGGGACCCACCAAGGACCGAGUCAACGAUGACCUCCUCUCUGAAUUUCCAGACAAAUUUGGAUCUUGCGUCCCACACACUACGCGGCCGAAACGGGAGUACGAAGUGGAUGGCCGAGAUUAUCACUUUGUGGCUUCGCGGGAGAAGAUGGAGAAGGACAUUCAAAGCCACAAAUUCAUUGAGGCCGGACAGUACAACAGUCACCUUUACGGGACAAGCGUCCAAUCCGUACGGGAGGUUGCUGAACAGGGCAAGCACUGCAUUUUGGACGUUUCCGCCAACGCCGUCCGGAGGCUGCAAGCCGCUCAGCUUCACCCCAUCGCCAUUUUCAUCCGACCCCGCUCCCUCGAGAAUGUUUUAGAAAUUAACAAGCGGAUAACGGAGGAGCAGGCGCGGAAGGCCUUCGACAGAGCUACGAAACUGGAGCAGGAGUUUACAGAAUGCUUUUCAGCCAUCGUAGAAGGAGAGAGCUUCGAAGAGGUUUACCACAAGAUCAAGAGAAUCGUCGAGGAACUCUCUGGUCCUUAUAUCUGGAUUCCGGCUCGUGAAAGACUUUAGAGCGAUGAACUAAAUUUCCCCGGGGAAGGGAUCCUGAAUUCCACCAACCGACCAACCAACCAACCGUUAACUCUGCAACCGCAUCGCCGGAGCUGCCUCUGGAGCAGAGGAGCGCCCCUGCCUCUUGCCCCCCCCCUGAACUUAGACGUUGGUCACUCUUUUGGGGUGGGGGGGUGGGCAAACGCCUCGAGAUAAGCCCUUACUUUAAGUUUCUUCUUCUCUUCUUUUAAGACUCGGACAGGGAUGGGGGGGAAAUGACGGUGUGCUUUUUUUCUUCUUGUCCGACUCGCGUGGCGAUUCCCCCCCCCGUUUUUCUUUCCACAGCGCAACUGAGGGGCUUCUAACCUCCUCCCCCUGGUCCCCAAAAGCGCUAGCACUUGCAUGCGGUCAUUGGGGGGGGGAGAGGAAAAUAAGGCGGGACUGGUCCUUAGAUUCCGAUCUCUUUUAUUCGGCAAGCAGGAAGCGGGUCAGGAAUCAGGAAGAAAGGAAAGAGAGAAAGGAAAGAAGGAGGGAAGGAAGGAUAUAUAUUUUUUUUCAUUUUACUUGUUUUCUAUAAAGCGGAAGACCCUUUCGAUGUGUUUAUGUCUUCUGGAUUUGGCCGAGGCAGAGUUCCCAGGGUGUUAAGUGAUAAUUUUGAGUGGAAAAAAAAUAUUGUUAGUUAAAAUAACGUUUCUCAACCCCGGCAACUUUAAGAUAGGUGGACUUCAGUUCCCAGCGUUCCCCCAGGCAGCCAUUCCUGUUUUUAUUCUCCUAUCUCCUAGAGCAGAGAGAUUGCAGAGGAAGGGAUUAUAAGAGAGUAAGCAGGACACAUAUCAAAAGGAACACAUUAGUGCCAGGGAAUUCUGGGAGUUGAAGUCCACUCGUCUUAAAGUCGCCGAGGUUACGAAACGCUGAUUCAAAUCAAGACCCGGAGAAGAAUUGUCCUUGUACACAGAAUAGCCAAAUGACUUAGGAAUUUUAUUCAUAUAUAUGCGAAAUAAUGGUCACAUAUAUAUAUAAAAAUGCUUCCCCCGCCCCCCCCCAGUUGCAUUUUUCCUUUUUUUAAACUCUUCUUAUUUUUGAUUUCCUCCUGAGUACAUGAGGAGUCAUCUGCAGCUUCAAGAGAGGACAGAAAAGAGGUGAUGGAAUUUUAUUAUAUUGCAGCAAUCUAUAUUUUUCUUUACAUGGAAGGGAAGAGGAGAGUGGAGAAAUAGAGAAAAAGAAGAUAAACAACAACAACAAAAAUUAUUUUUUUUCGAUGUCCUGUGAUUCUUUUUGCGGUCAUAUCAAGUCCUUUGGUGCGGCUGUGCGUGAUGUUACGAAAAACAAAAAAAAAACAAAUAUAUUAAAGGAGAAACAGUUUUUAACGGGGGGGGGGGGAAAUCUACUUGGGAGAAUUGUUUUCGGUUUUCCAUUGGAAAAUUGUCAUUUACAAGAGGAAUGGAUUAUUCUUAUUUUUAUUUUUAUUUUGUACAUAAAAGCAAAAAAACAGAGAGAAACCGGGAGGGGGAAGAAGGUGGGUUAGAGAAAUUGCUUUCCCCCCCCCCCGACCCCCUCCCUUACUGCUUUGGAAGUCCCCUGCAAGACCCAAAAUUCGAGACGCAAAAUUCACAAGUCCGGAGUUUGUGGCGGGGUGGGCAGAAAUUGUGAAUUACAGAAAAGAAAAGGAAAAAAAAAAACAAAACAAAAGGGAGAGUUUUCAGAGGGAGAAGCCUCCGGCUUCAUCGUUUUGAUGCUGAAAACGAAUCAAGUUACUAGUCCCUCAGCGUUGCAGGAAUAAGGAAAAAAAUAAUAUCGGAGGCAGGAGAUGCGUCAAAUUUUUCAACAUUGCUUUCCGAUGAAGAGAGGCUUCUGGGGAGAGGGGGUGUGUGUGGGUUUUUAUUUUUUAUUUUAUUUUUUGGGGGGAGCAUUCAAGCCUCCCCACCCCAUUGCUGACCAGCCCCUUGCCUAGACUCCCACCUAAUUUUUUAAUUUCAAAUGUUCGUUUCUUUUACGUGCUUCCAGUUGGACUUUAACCUGGUUAUAGGGGGGAGAGGGAGAGAGAGAAAGAGAAAGGGAGGCGGGGGGGGGAGAAAGAUUUUUUUUUCUGAGCACAACAAAGAGGCAGCUUGGGGUGGUCUAGAUGGCUCUGGGUGCCCCCCCCCAGUGGCCGAUUCCAGGCUGAGAAGGCAGCUGGCUGGGAGACACCAUUGUCCAGGGGAAGGGGGAAUAUAUAGAUAUAUAUGUAUAGAGAGAGAGAAAAAGAUUUAUUUAUUACCCCGGUUUCCAAAGGCGGCCCCCCCUGUCCUGCAAACUUGGCUGCUUCCAGCCCCAGAGGCUGGGCCUGAUUUUGGGGGAGCGAACGGGGGGUCUCAACCUUUCCCCCAUGUCCCCCUCCCCUUUAUGCCCAGCACUCACUUCAGAGAUGGCAGCCAUCCUGCUGACUGACAGAUGUCAAGGGCUUUCAACCCAGGGGCGGGAUCCCUGUGCCCCCUCCCUCCCCUACGCCCCCACCCCACGCACCCCCACCCCCAACGAUAGGGGUUGGGGCAGAAGAAGUCGGUCAGGCAAAAAAGGGUCCUUCGUUCCCCUUUGCAAAAAAUGCCAAAAAAAAAAAGAAAUAAAUUAAAAGAGAUAUUAAAAGAACUAACUGGGGUGGUUUCUUGGAGGCAGGGGGG